AUGAGUUUUAGCAAGACACGAAAAGUUAGUGGUAUUCCAGUACUGUUUAUUCCUGGAAAUGCCGGUAGUUCACGUCAAGUGCGUUCAAUUGGUUCACUUCUUCUCAAUAAAACCGAAUCACGGAGGACGCCAUUUAGGUUCGACGUUUUCGCUGUGGAUUUCAAUGAGGAACUGACUGGUGUUGCUGGUAUGUAUUUGGAACGGCAAAUACGUUACGUUGGAAUAGUCAUCGACCACAUAUGGAACCUUUAUGAAAAACCACCUGAGGGUAUUGUUGUAGUAGCGCAUUCAAUGGGUGGUAUUGUGAUACCUGGUCCACUGGACGAUUAUUUGGUGAAUGCGUAUGAAAAAAUGAAACGCUCAUGGCUAGAGCGUGAGCGAGAAUUACGAAAUUUACAAGUGAUCUCAAUAUCGGGAGGUCUUAAAGAUGUGAUGGUACCAGAAUAUUUAACAAGAAAUGUGAAUGGUGAUGGUAAAUUUAUUAAACAUUUUAUAACGGCUGGUAUUGACGGUGUUGAAUUGGAUACGGACCAUUUAUGUAUUGUUUGGUGUAAUCAGCUUGUCAGACUCAUAUCGCGUUUACUUUUCACUUAUGCGAAAUCACCAACAGAAUUUUUCGUGAAUUCCAAUCGAAUAAUUUCUCGACUAUUUGCAUCAUCAUUUAAUGGUAGUGGUCAGUUAUCAGUGACAGCAAAUAUUAGUCGUAAUGGUGUUCAUAAUGGGAGAAAUGUGAAGGAGAGUAAUGGUAGUACUCAUACGAAUAAUAAUAAUGAUGGUAAUAACGAUGUCAUUGUUGAUAUUUCACAUCGAAACGUUAUAAUGCGAAAUUCAGCUGCAAAACCAAAAAAUUAUUCAUUAUCAAUUCGUCGCGGUGAUUGGUUAUACAUAAGUUUAACAAAAAGAAUUAUGUCCUCUGCAAACAGAUCAUCAGAAUUAUUAUCAUACGUGCAAAUCAAUCAAAGACCAUUCGAAAGAUUGCACGAAUUUGCUAAGCGUUUAUAUUGUCUUGUGCCAGUGAACACUGUUCAUCAGACACGAAUAUCGAUCUUAUUACAACCUCAGCAAGCAUUUCGUAUUGUAACACUACAAGAAAAUGAUCUUGUAAAGGGACCAGUUAUAUUGGACUGGACGACACGUUUGUGGGCAAUUUUGAUGCUAUCAUCAGCAACACUUUGGGAAGCGCAGCUCAGUGGUUCAGAUUUUCCGGCAGUGAUUUUGCCGGUAAAAUUUGACGGUGUUAUCAUUGCAGUUGAUGUUAGAUUGGAGGAGAUAUCAUGCGAAAAUAAGCCGAAAGGUGUGUCAAGGAUGGAAUUUCUAAGAAACGAUAUCAUUUCUCGAACAAGGACAGAACUGAAUAGGCGCGUAAGUGAACAAGAAGAAAAAUUGAUUGAGGACGAUCUUCGUCGUCAGCAACAUCGUGUGAUUGGCUUUUCGGAAGGGAGUGAUGUACACCACACAACUAUUCGUCAUUAUCAGAAAGCCGUUGUGCUAUUUAUUCUCGACACGAAUUGCAGAUAUCGUGCAAACAUGCGAAUGAAUUUAGCAUAUACAUUACAAUUGAUUCUUCGUAAGAAAAUUUUUAUGGGUGCCUAUCAUGCUGUUGCGUAUGUGCUGUGCUCAAUGCUGAUCAUAUCAGCUGUUUAUAAGAACGUUAUACCACGCAAAUGGUAUUCAAGUGAAUGGAAAAAAUUCGUAUUGCAUGCCAUCGUCUACAUAAGUUUUGUUCUAGCGAGCAAAAUGAAUGAUCAUUUAUGCGCAGCGCUUUGCGCACUAGUGAUCUAUGUGUUCGUUUUCAUACUUGAAAGAUUGGCUUGGUUUACGAUAAAAUUGACGAUAUUGCUGAUGGGUUGUGCAGAUAAGUGGCUACUUAUAAGUCGAGUAGUAUUGUUACGUUUGAAAUUAAUUGAUAUUGUUUUAUUGUGGUUGAUAUUAUUUGUAAUCGAAAAAUCGAAUGGUUUCAUUAUGCUGACAAUACUGAUGCUAGUUAAUAUAUGGCAAAUUGUACAGCUGCAGCAGGGACAGUAUGAGCGUCUGCCGGAAAUACCUCCAAAUUUCAAUUUUCUGUCAACGACGCGGUCUUUCGUUGAGCAGCAAAACUGCCAUCAGCAGCAGCAUCAGGCACAUGAAGAGAAGAAGCAGCAGCAGAAUAUUGAGACAACAGAAAGCGUAAUGACUUGCAAUGCAGAUGAAGGUGUUCAACUUAAAGAAAAAAGCAACAACAACAGCAAAAUUGACAAUAAAAAUAGCACCAGUAACAGGACGAUCAACAACGACGAAACUUCAUCAUCAGUAUCAUUAUCGCCGACGCCAUCUGAGACAGAUGUUCGCAGAAGUCAUUUGAUAAACAAACUAACUGAACUACUGGUUGUGUUACACUUUCAAAUGUUACUUUCAUUCACACCAUUUGCUGUUUGUUCCAUGUGGAAUCUUUCGAAAUACGGCGUUGAAUCGUUAUCGGUUUAUGAGGAUCCAGCACGUCGUAGCGCCUACUUACUAUGCGCAAUGAUUCUCUUCAAUUCGUUAUUCGUCGGUAGUCACAGCAACUGGCGUAUUUUUGAUUCUUAUUUUUGUUCUACUUCUUCGCUGAAAGUAUUCGUCACAUCACUGAUAUUCGUAAUUCCAAUUGUGGUACUUGGUAUAUUGGCAAAUGCUAAUGAAACAGCAACACUUUCGUAUUUGGGAAUGAUUUUGGCAACUACCGUGGGGAUUAUGAGGACUUCACGUUACCUACCGCUCACAUCUGAAUGCCCUCAGGAACGAUGGGUGGUUACCAUUUCUGAAAUGCGUGGUAAGAAUAAGAAACAACAAAUUUGUCACAAAGUGGUACCGAAAACCUACCUGCAAGAACGUCAUUCACCGAAAAUCAGCACAUCCAGAUUGACGACGGAUAUGUCGUCAAAAAGAGAAGCACUGAGCCUAGCGGAGACAGUCGCUCAGCAUAGUGGCUACGAUGGUUUGAAAUUUGAAAUCAAGUAUCAAGAUGUGCCAAAAUGA
Molecule: messenger RNA, 2994 nt
Organism: Anisakis simplex (herring worm)
Lineage: Eukaryota; Metazoa; Nematoda; Chromadorea; Rhabditida; Anisakidae
Source: the annotation of a GenBank genome assembly